Messenger RNA from Tigriopus californicus, 3521 nucleotides. RefSeq names its product cyclin-T2-like. Gene Ontology annotation, molecular function: cyclin-dependent protein serine/threonine kinase activator activity. Gene Ontology annotation, cellular component: nucleus; cyclin/CDK positive transcription elongation factor complex. Lineage: Eukaryota; Metazoa; Arthropoda; Copepoda; Harpacticoida; Harpacticidae. Gene Ontology annotation, biological process: positive regulation of DNA-templated transcription, elongation; regulation of transcription by RNA polymerase II. The record is from RefSeq and is a predicted model, not a curated record.
UGGUCACUUGCUUGGUUCAGCGUGUAGUCGUUCAGUUGGUCCUGGUGAAGUGAGCAGAACGGGCCCUGAACAGCGGAAAAGAAGAACAAGUGAGUGAGUCAGAAAGUGAGUGAGGCUGAGUUUGGCCAUCGUCCGGAGUGAUCCAUACCCACUAAUCCUCGUACAGCCUCGUGCCCCGCCCGACCGUUACACCCCUCGUUCCAGGCUAUGACCCAGUGAGUCGGGAAGUGGCCGUGACGUGAGCCGUGGGCCGUGUGCGUGGCCUGAAUUGUGCCCGUCAUAGUUGAGGGCUAGGGGCGGAUCAUGUCGGCCCAUCCGGCCUCGCGUUGGUAUUUCUCGGCCAAGCAACUGGAGGACACGCCCAGUGCGCAGGCGGGUCUGGCCAAAGAGAAGGAAUUGAGUUAUCGCCAACAGGCGGCCAAUUUCAUUCAGGACAUGGGACAACGUCUACAAGUGACGCAAUUAUGUAUCAACACGGCCAUUGUGUACAUGCAGCGGUUCUACAUGUUCCACGCCUUCAACCGCUUCCACCGGAAUACGCUGAGUGCGGCUGCGCUCUUCUUGGCCGCUAAAGUCGAGGAACAGCCCCGAAAACUUGAGCACGUGAUCAAAGUGGCCUACAUUUGUCUCCACCGGGAACCGCUCUCCGUGGAUUCGAAGAAUGAUUUGUACCUUGAACAGACUCAAGAGUUGGUGAGCAACGAGAACAUUCUUCUCCAAACCUUGGGCUUUGACGUGGCUAUUGACCAUCCGCAUACCCAUGUGGUUCGGUGCUGCCAAUUGGUCAAGGCUUCCAAGGAACUGGCCCAGACGUCCUACUUCAUGGCCACCAACAGUCUUCAUUUGACCACCAUGUGCCUUCGAUUUCCGCCUACACUUUUGAGCAAUUGGAGCAGCUCACGGACGAGUUCCUCACCAUCUUCGAUCGUUGUCCGUCGCGUCUGAAAAAGAAAAUCAAGGCGAGUUCGCAAGCAACCCGUGAAGAGGAGGAUCGCAGAGCCCGGGGUGAUAUUGCCGCCAGUUCUUACCAACUGGACUUGAGCAUCAGACCGGCCUCUUCCUCCACAACCACGGGCAACCACGCCCAACAGCAACAACAGCAGCCAUCGCAACCCCCAGGAAUGCACUCGCAGCAGCAUCCGGGUCACGGAAAGCACGGUCAGAAGAGUGGUGGUGGGAGCAGCUUUUCAUCCUCGUCGAGUGGCAAGUCCGGGCAUCAUCACCACCAGCAUCAACAACACGCCAUGGGAGGUCACCCACAGAGACCGCCCAAUGCUGGAAGUGGCCCACCGGGAAGUUCUGCCUCCGGGCAAUCUAGACCUGAUAAGAUGCAUAUGUCGGGUUCGUCAUCGCAACAAAGACCCCCGCCUCAAUCUUCGGAUGCACAUAAACGGCAAACCAUGGAUCCUGCUCAAUACGAAGAAUACAAGCGCCGAAAAAUGGCCGAGCAGCAACAGGCCCAAAUGGCUGCCGCCAAAGGGGGUGUUUCUUCGCAGCCAGGGAUUUCAAUGCCUUCAAGUGGUGGACAAGGUCAGCGUCCUCAUUCCGGUUCCAGUGCAUCCCGUCCCCAUCCGGGUCAGCAACAACAACACCCACCCUCGUCACAGAGGCCGGGCUCACAUGCUGGCAGCAACAUGAUGAAAACUCAUCCGUCUGGUCAGCAUCACCAUCACCACCACCAACAACAGCAUCAACAACUGUCGUCAUCUUCGUCCAAACCCCAGCCACCCUCUAUGAUGCUUCCAUUAGCGGGCGACCCAACAAUGCCGCCAGGUCAAACCGUUCUGCCGUCGUCCCAAGGGUCUACUGGACAUCGCAAGUCAAUGCCGGGUGGAGGGGGACCCCAUGGUCCAAAGUUGCCUUCAGCAAACAUGGCCAACGAGCCCUCCAAGCGGCUCUCACUACCUCACAACCAUCAAAAGUCAAUGGCUCGACCUGCGGGACCUCCAAUGCCCUCUUCUAUGGGGCACAACACGAAACCGCCGCAACCAAACUCACACAGACCUCAAGCCGCCUUUCAGUCGCAUCCUCAGUCAUCGGGAGGACCCCAAAAGCAGCCACAUCCGCAACAACAACAACAACCGCCAUUGCCUCCCACUUCAGUGGCUUCGAGACCUUCCGCUCCACCUCUGCCCAGCUCCUCCGCACCUCCAAAGCGUUCUAUCUUCGAUAUCGACUUGGCUGAAAGUCCCAUUCGCGACCCGGGAUUGAAUACUCUCCUGGAACCGAUCAACUCGCCGGCCAAUUUGUCGGAUGUGAGUGAUCUCGAGCUUCGCGAACACGCUGCCGACGUCAGUCUCGAACCUGGAGAGAUUCUGGACACCCCGGAUGUGAAUGGGUCUCUGGCCCAUCUUGGAUUCACGUUUCCCUCCUUGCCAACCAAGGACAAGGAUCCGAAGGCCUCUCAAAUGGUUGCUCAAAGACCGAAAGCUGAACCGAAGUCGUCUCCCGUGAAGCAAGUGCGAAAUCCGGCCGAAGUGAAAAAGUCCUCUCCCACCAAGUCGCUGUUCAGCAAUUCGCGUGAUCCGGAUCAAAUGACCAAGUCCCUGAUCAAGCAUGAGCCAACAACGUCUAUUUUUGGUCUGGCCAAUAUGAAGAAAGGCUCGCCCUCUCCACAAAAGGCGCCCAAAUCCGACUUGAAGCGACCUUCACAAACCAGCUCCCUGUUCUCGCCCAAUUCUGAUAGUGGCAACUCGGAUGGACCCGCUCUGAAGAUCCCCAAAUUGGAAGAGACACCCGGUUAUGAGAAGCUUCGGGACGGGAGACAAACCAUCCGUGUGGCCAAAGAGGAUCGCUCAGGGCUUCCAGUCCCGCCGCCUAAAGAAAUGAUUGUGAGCAUCCCUUGGAAUCAGCAGGGAAUGGGUGAUGGUUCCGCCACCACAUCCGCCUCCACCAGCUCUCUGUUCCAAGAGGACAAGAAAUCCUCAUCCUCACCCUCGGGAGAACGAGAGCAUAAGGAGAAGAAAAAGAAGAAGAAGGAAAAGAAAGAAAAGAAGGACAAAAAGGACAAGGAUCGGAGUGAGCGCAAGCACAAGAAACACAAGGACAAGGAUCGUGAGCGCUCGUCCAAGGAGCAGCCCUCUUCGGCCACCUCCAGUCCCAUGGUCUCUGGCAGUAGUGGAACCGGGAUCAAACUCAAGAUCAAAGUCGGUCGUGAAAGCAAUUGGGAUAAUGCCCCACCACCCCCAGGACCCGCAGGAGAGACCAUCGCACCUCUGAAGAUCAAUCUCAUGGGCGACAGUGGCAAGAAACGACCUCGUCUUGCUUCGGAUUCGGACUCCCAACAGGGUCCGGCCACGAAAAUGAGCCGCGCUUUGGGCACGAAUGUCAUGCUGGAGGACUCCUAUUUCACAGACAUCAAGCGUUCCAAGCAUUAAAAGUAAACUUCGAUGGUUUUUCAGAUGGAUGAUCGUCAUCUUGUCACACUUGAGCUCAUUACUAUGUUGUAGGAUUCAAAUCAUCUUUCCGAGUGUUAUGGUGUGUCUUCUCUAAACCCUACUACUAUUAUUAUUAUUAUUAUU